AGAUUUAGUCUAGAUAUUUCAAAUAAGAGGAUAUUGGAGCAAGAGAAAUGGAGAAUGGGAUUAUUUUACAAAUGAAUGGGAGGAAAGGAUCGGAAGAAAAGAAAAGUAAAGAUAACGAAGAAAAUGGAAAGGAGAAUCUGAAGAAAACACAAGAAAGUGUUCUCUACAAAAUUGAAGAUAUACCCCCUUGGUACAUGUGCAUGUUCUUAGGGUUACAACACUACCUAACUAUGUUUGGAGGAACAAUAUCAAUUCCAUUUAUUCUUUGUGAAUUCCUCUGUAUUGGAGAGACAGAUCCUGCCCGGGGUUAUAUUAUUUCUACAAUAUUUUUUGUGUCUGGCAUUGUGACUCUUCUACAGACUACAAUAGGAUGUCGUCUUCCUAUAAUACAGGGUGGAACAUUUACAUUUAUUGUUCCAACCUUGGCUCUUCUAAACCUGGAUAAAUGGACCUGCAAGGAGACGGAUCCAGUUGACCCUCAAGAAUAUUGGCAGCUUCGAAUGCGGGAAGUUCAAGGAGCCAUUAUUGUAUCCUCUCUCCUUCAAGUUAUCAUAGGGUAUACAGGUUUGCUAAGUUUGAUAAUGAGAUGGAUAACACCUUUAACAAUUGGACCCUCUGUAGCUAUGAUUGGUUUAUCUCUCUUCGAUGUCGCAGCACAUAAUGCGUCGGGACACUGGGGAGUAGCAGGAGGAACAAUCCUUCUGAUGAUCUUAUUCUCCCAGUACCUGGAGAAAGCCUGGAUACCUUUACCUGGAAGGAAGAAUAUGAUUAAGUUCCGAGUAUUUAGCUUGUUUCCUGUUCUGCUGACUAUCCUGAUAAUGUGGGGUAUAUGUGGCAUCUACACUAUACUAGAUGGAAGCAACCCAAACAUAUCUGUAACUGCCAGGAAGGAUCUUUUCAUUAAUUCAGAUUGGUUUCGAGUUCCGUAUCCAUUUCAAUGGGGAACGCCCACAGUAUCUGUUGAGGGCGUGGUUGGGAUGAUGGCUGGAGUGCUAGCUUCUGCUAUAGAAAGUGUCGGAGAUUACUACGCCUGCGCUAGGUUAUCAGGUGCUCCACCACCCCCCAGCCACGCUAUAAGUCGUGGUAUAGGAACUGAAGGUCUAGGAUGUGUUAUUGCUGGUCUAAUGGGAACUGGAAAUGGAACAACCAGCUACAGUGAGAAUAUUGGAGCUAUAGGCAUUACGAAGGUGGGAAGCAGGCGUGUUAUCCAAUAUGCUGCUCUUAUCAUGAUUAUGUUUGGAGUAGUAAACAAGUUUGGAGCACUUUUUCUCACCAUUCCCACACCCAUCAUUGGAGGAAUAUUUUGUGUUAUGUUUGGAAUAAUAACAGCUGUUGGUCUCUCCAAUCUUCAGUUUGUGGAUCUCAACUCGACUCGAAACCUUUUCGUUCUUGGCUUUUCAAUAUUCUUUGCUCUUGUCCUUCCGAAGUGGAUGGAGAGUGAGGAAGGGAAGGGAAGUAUAAAAACCGGUUCUGAUGCAGCUGAUCAAAUAAUAACAGUACUGCUCUCUACCAGUAUGUUUGUUGCUAUGUUUCUAGGAUUCGUUCUUGAUAAUACAAUUCCAGGGACUGAUGAGGAGAGAGGACAAAUAGCUUGGAAGAAUCAGCAUUUAUCAGAAGAAAACUAUGAUGCAGUCACAAUAAGAUGUUAUGAUUUGCCCUGGAUUACUCCACUGUUAAAGAGGAUCUCAUGGACUAGAUAUUUACCCUUCUCUCCGACCUUUCAGUACUGGUGAAACUGUUCGAGGCCCUUGGCCCCUUAAUAGUGAAAAGUACAAUAUUUAUCUUAUUCUAGGCCCCUUAAUAGUGAAAAGUACAAUAUUUAUCUUAUUCCAGGCCCUCAAUAGUGAAAAGUACAAUAUUUAUCUUGUUCCAGGCCCUCAAUAGUGAAAAGUACAAUAUUUAUCUUAUUCUAGGCCCUCAAUAGUGAAAAGUACAAUAUUUAUCUUAUUCCAGGCCCUCAAUAGUGAAAAGUACAAUAUUUAUCUUAUUCCAGGCCCUCAAUAGUGAAAAGUACAAUAUUUAUCUUAUUCUAGGCCCUUAAUAGUGAAAAGUACAAUAUUUAUCUUAUUCUAGGACCUUAAUAGUGAAAAGUACAAUAUUUAUCUUAUUCUAGGCCCUUAAUAGUGAAAAGUACAAUAUUUAUCUUAUUCUUGGCCCUUAAUAGUGAAAAGUACAAUAUUUAUCUUAUUCUAGGCCCUUAAUAGUGAAAAGUAAA
Messenger RNA from Eurytemora carolleeae, 2215 nucleotides. Its product is annotated as solute carrier family 23 member 2. Gene Ontology annotation, molecular function: transmembrane transporter activity. The record is from RefSeq and is a predicted model, not a curated record. Gene Ontology annotation, cellular component: membrane. The coding region runs from base 48 to 1733 and encodes 561 amino acids. The transcript has 17 exons. Lineage: Eukaryota; Metazoa; Arthropoda; Copepoda; Calanoida; Temoridae. Gene Ontology annotation, biological process: transmembrane transport.